UAAAAUUUGAUUCUACGGGUUACUGAGAGGAACAUAGUUACAUAAGCAUAAAUCUAAGAAUGGACGUGGUUUCAGUGUUGCACAUGAAUGGAGGCAUGGGAGAAGCAAGUUAUGCUAAUAAUUGCUUAUUACAGCAAAAGGUGAUUUGCUUAACAAAGCAAAUUAGAGAUGAAGCUAUAACUUGCAUCUACAAAGAAAAGCUCCCUCAAAGCCUAGCAAUUGCAGACUUGGGUUGUUCUUCUGGACCAAAUACUUUGUUUAUGACUUGUGAACUCAUUAAAACUGUGGAGACGCUUUGUAGAAAGCAAACACAUGAAUCUCCAGAAUACAUCAUCUACUUGAAUGAUCUCCCUAGCAAUGACUUUAACAACAUCUUCAAGUCUCUUGAAUGCUUCAAACAAAAGUUUAGCAAACAAGUUGCUGGUGGAAUUGGUCAAUGCUAUAUCACUGGGGUUCCUAAUUCUUUCUAUGGCAGGAUUCUUCCCACUAGCUCUUUGCAUUUUGUCCAUUCCUCCUAUAGUCUUCAUUGGAUGUCUCAGGUUCCCAAAGGUGUGGAGAACAAUAAGGGUAAUAUUUGCAUGGCAAGGACAAGCCCUUUAAAUGUUCGUGAAGCUUAUUACCACCAAUUUCAAAAAGAUUUCUCAAUGUUUCUGAAAUGUCGUGCUGUGGAACUAGUUAAAGGAGGUCGUGCUGUUCUUACAUUUCUGGGAAGAAGCAGUAGUGACCUAUCAAACAAUGAAUCGUGCUACAUUUUGGAGCUUUUAGCUGAGGCACUUAAUGACAUGGUCUUGGAGGGAAUCAUAAAAGAAGAUCAAAUGGAUUCGUUCAACGUUCCUUAUUAUACUCCGACGCCGUCUGAAAUCAAAUUAGAGAUUGAAAAAGAAGGCUCAUUCACUUUGAAUCACUUGGAGGCAUUUGAAGUAAGUUGGAAAGCUGCAUGUGGUGAUGAUGAACUCAGCGAUGAUAAUAAUAGUGGAUACAAAGUUGCACAAUUUGUGAGAGCUGUGGCUGAACCUCUUUUUGUGAGCCACUUUGGAGAAGCUAUCAUUGACGAUGUUUUUCAUCGUUACCAAGACAUAUUAGCUGAUCGUAUGUCUAAGGAAAAAACCGUGUUCCUCACUCUUGCUAUAUCUUUGACCAAAACAACUUGAAGCAACUUCAACGACAUAUUGGUGGUGUUGAUGCGUGUUAUGAAUAAAUUAUUUGCCAAUCUUUUUAUAUUGUGCAUGCUUGAUUUUAAUUAAUCUAGUGUUUAAGUAAUAUUGUAUCCUUAUAAUUUGUGAUUUAAUUUGUGAUUACUACAGUACUGUCUGGACAUUGAUCUGUGUAGAUUACUAGAUAAAUAAGCACAAA
This is a messenger RNA of Prosopis cineraria, 1353 nucleotides long. RefSeq names its product S-adenosyl-L-methionine:benzoic acid/salicylic acid carboxyl methyltransferase 2-like. Lineage: Eukaryota; Viridiplantae; Streptophyta; Magnoliopsida; Fabales; Fabaceae. Gene Ontology annotation, molecular function: S-adenosylmethionine-dependent methyltransferase activity. The transcript has 4 exons. The coding region runs from base 60 to 1151 and encodes 363 amino acids. The record is from RefSeq and is a predicted model, not a curated record. Gene Ontology annotation, biological process: methylation.